CUUUCUGAUCCGACUGUGGAAAAUGAACUUUCAGGUCUUCUCUCUAAUGACACUAAGAUGCAUAGUGUUUCUCUAGCCCUGUUUACAAAGGGUUGGGUGCCGAGAAAAAGAACAUGGAAGUCUAGGAAACAUGUCACUUUCCGACAUGGACGGUUGCCGUUCAGAAUGUCUAACCGGACACGCGCAGUUUACGAGACUGUGAGCAGAAGAAAACUUCUCCAGUUAGUUGAUGCGGUCAUCGUGAGCGACAUAGUGACUGUGAAGAAAGACGGAAGCGGAAACUUCACGACCAUCAAUGACGCCAUUAAUGCAGCUCCAAACAACAGUGUAUCUACUGAUGGGUACUUCUUGAUCUACGUCACGGCGGGUGUUUACGAAGAGUAUGUUUCCAUUGCAAAGAAUAAGAAGUACUUGUUCAUGCUUGGGGAUGGCAUCAACCAGACGAUUAUCACAGGCAACCGGAGCGUUGCCGAUGGGUCGACAACCUUCAAUUCUGCAACAUUUGUUGUGGUUGCACAAGGUUUUGUGGCGGCGGGCAUAACUUUUCGUAACACCGCCGGAGCGAUUAAGAACCAGGCAGUGGCAGUUCGAAACGGGGCUGAUCUGUCAACAUUUUACAGCUGCAGCUUUGAAGCUUACCAAGACACCCUAUACACACAUUCUCUCAGGCAAUUCUACAGAGAGUGUGAUAUAUACGGCACAGUUGAUUUCAUUUUCGGUAACGCCGCGGUGGUUUUCCAGAACUGCAACAUAUAUCCCCGUAUGCCGAUGAGAGGACAAUUCAUUGCGAUCACCGCACAAGGGCGAACCGACCCGAAUCAAAACACGGGUACUUCCAUUCAUAACUGCACCAUUAGAGCAGCCGACGAUUUGGCGUCAAGUAAUACAAGUGUUUCGACAUACCUGGGAAGGCCAUGGAAGGAUUAUUCUAGGACUGUUUACAUGCAAAGUUUGAUGGGUAGUUUGAUAAAUCCUGCGGGUUGGCAUGAAUGGAGUGGAAAUUUGUCACUCAGCACAUUGUAUUACGCUGAGUAUAAUAACACAGGACCUGGAUCGGACACGGCAGGUAGAGUGACAUGGCCUGGUUAUCAUGUGAUUAACGCCGUUGUGAAUGCCACUGUUUUCACGGUGUCUAAUUUCUUGCUGGGGGAUGACUGGCUGCCUCAGACAGGAGUGCCUUACACCGGUGGCCUGAUAUGAGACUGAAAUCUUUUGUACGGAAAAUUCUUGAUGUUCGUUUUUGCACUUUCUUGCCGGGCUUUUGGCGUUUCUACACUUUUCAAUAAAUGACAAAAAUUAGCUACAAACUAAACUAAUAAAGUGAUAUGUGUCUUUGUAAUAUGUGAGAGGCACGGAAA
Molecule: messenger RNA, 1358 nt
Organism: Alnus glutinosa
Lineage: Eukaryota; Viridiplantae; Streptophyta; Magnoliopsida; Fagales; Betulaceae
Product: probable pectinesterase/pectinesterase inhibitor 20
Exons: 3
Coding region: 58-1200 (380 amino acids)
Biological process (GO): cell wall modification
Molecular function (GO): pectinesterase inhibitor activity; pectinesterase activity
Source: RefSeq, a predicted model, not a curated record